UUCAUUUCUCCUUCCUGUGAAAUGGGAACAUUUCCGGGGGUCCUUUGUUGACGAGCACUAUUUAAAACCGAGGCUCGGUCGGAGGUUUAUUCGUUCUUUUUUCUUUCACUCAGCGGGUUUUAAUCACAUCGAAGACCCGAACAUGUCUCAGGCUCGAGUGACGGACUUCUUCUCCCAGAGGAAGAAAGUCCUCUCGGCUCCUCUGAAGACCUCCAGGCAGCGUGUGGUCCACCAGACUGACUCCACAAAGUUAAGAUCGGCUGUUAACAACGAGGAUGAUCUCUGCUCGUCCUCCAUCCACGAAGAGUUUGUUCGAGUCAUUGACGAAGCAGCAGCCUUAAACAACGGAGAGUCCGCGACCUGCACCCGGAAAACCUCCCCCUCCAGCCCCAGGACUCCGAAGAGGACCUCCACGGACAGCGAGUUUGACCUCGGAUCAGCCGUGUUUUCAGCCACUGCCACCCACAGCACGGCGAAGAAGAGGCGACAGGUUGAGGCUGUCAGAGACACCAGAUCCAGCACCACAGAGAAGAAGGACCUGAAGAGGAGGGCGAGGAAGAAACUGGUCCUACCUCAAGACUCAGCUCAGGUCCAGACUGAGCCCAGUGAGGUGACCCUGCAGCCCUCAGCUCCUGCAGCUCCUGAACCAGGGCUUAAUGCCAACAACCAUGUUACAGAGAAGACCCCCAGCUCUACUCAGGCCAGCACCAAGACCAGCAGAGGACAGGUUAUUCACAAACCAGACAUCGCAUCACUCAAGACUCGCCUCCAGAGGAUCAAGAAACAUGCCGAUAAUCUGGCUGCUGCUGCGUCUGAUGGCACGUCGUCCGUCUCUGCGUCUCCAGCUGCACCCAAAACCACGACCUCCCCAGCUUCUCAGACCGCCAGGCUCCUCCCUGCUGAAGCUAAGGCCCUGAAGUCUGCUGUAGCACAAGCAAGUGAGCUCGCAGCUAAAGCUCAGAGGAGGAAGGCAGAGGAGAGGAAGGCAGAAGAGAGCAAGCAGACAGAGGCACAGACACAGGAAAGUGUCGAGCAGGCGGCGUACCAGAAGUACCACACUCUCGCCCAGGCCGCCCCCCCAGGCCUCUCCCUGCCGUACCACUACAAAAUCCUGGCAGAGAUGUUCAGGAGUAUGGACACGGUGGUCGCCAUGCUGUUCAACCGCUGUGAGACGGCCACCUUCAGCAAAAUCAAACAGGGGGUCCAGGACAUGACGCAUAAACGCUUCGAGGAGAACCAUGUGUGUCAAAUAAAGACGGUGUUUCCUGAGGCCUUCACAUUCAGACAGGAGAAGAACAUCCCAACCUACAACAACAGCAUUAGGACGGGGAGCUACCAGCUCACUGUGGAGCCUGUCCUUCCUUCUGACCAGAAUGAAGCCCGCCCUCUCCUCUCAGCGUCCCGCCUCCUCGACAGACGACACAUCUUCCACCAGAACAUGCUCUCUAUCGUCAAACAGCAUCACACGGUCUUCCUGUCCUCCUUGGCUCCCCCGAUGUCCGUCCCUGAAGACAAACUAACCCGCUGGCAUCCGCGCUUCAACGUGGACACUGUUCCUGCCAUCCAGCUGUGCUCGCUGCCUCAGCCCCCUCACACUGAGAAACUGACCACCGCUCAGGAGGUGCUGGAUAAGGCUCGCUCCCUGAUCACGCCCAAGAUAGAGAAGGCUCUGGUUUCACUGGCUCUGAAGACAGAAGACAAAACUGAAGAGAAGAAAGAGACCACAUCAACACAGAGUCCAGCAGUCCCUGAAACACAAGCUGCCCCCCCAACCGCCCUGAAAGGAGUGUCCCAGUCUCUGCUGGACCGGAUCAGAGCAAAGGAAGCCCAGAAGUUACAGGCAGCCAUGACUCGAAACUCCACCCAGGAGGAGCGCCUGCUGAUGAUGUCACGGCUCCCUGAAUUGGCGAGGAUCCUCCGUAAUGUUUUUGUGGCGGAGAAGAAGCCGGCGUUGAUCAUGGAGGUCGCCUGCAACAGGAUGGUGGCCAGCUACAGAUCGGCUCUCAGCACAGGAGAAAUGGAGAAACAUAUCCGCCUGCUGGCAGAGGUGGCAGCUAAUUGGCUGACAAUUCAUCCAAUCAGGAAAGACUUCUAUCUGAAGAUGAACAAGAGCAUGGAGCUGAACAUCGUUCUGGACAAACUGAGCAGCAGACUCCGAGAAGAGGAGAGACUCUGACGUGUGAAGUGGUGACCAUGCUGCCCUCCUCAGGUCUGUGCUGUCGAAGGUUCUGCAGACGACAGACCAGCUGGUUUCACUUUUUGUCAACCUGCCUCAGUAGGAUGUUCUUAUUCUGAGGCUGACUGAGCCACACUUCGUCUGUGGACUCUGCUGCCCUCAUGAGGUGUGAGAAGGCUGCUUUAACCACAUGAAGGGAUGAGCUUUUUUAUUUUUCCUCUGAAGUGUUGCAGAUCUGACUCCCAGGAUCAUUUUUCUACAAUGUAGAGCUGAUAAUGUUUAUAUUUUUAAGGUCCUUGUUUGUUAAUGUUGAAGAAAUACAAACAUUUGUAAGACCUUGCUGUCUCCAUUUUUUUUCUAGCGUGAUUUUAUUAAAUAUGUUUGUCAGAAAAACAAAGAGCGGUGUUUUAAUAAACUGAAAGUGACGCCAAGAUAGUUCUCACGAUUUCAAACCAGGAGAAAAAGAUGUCCGCUGUGUCGAAGAGGAAGUUCAGGAAAAAAUGUUAUUAGUGAAUUCUUGUUGAAUCAAAAGAGUAGAUCUGAACACUUUACCUCCUUUGACAUCGUUUCUACAUUUGUGUCUUUAUGUCAUUGACACCAGGACGACAAAGCUUGUGUUACGGACUCUGUCUGGUUCUGGUUUUGGAGUUUUAUCUUAAUCUGCUCUGGUGAUUAAUGAGAGUCUGACUAGAUCUGGGCGAACCAAAUCCACCCUGCAGGAUUUGAUUUAGUGCAAAGAUCAUAAAUGUAUUUUUUAUCGUGUACCAGACAAUCAAGUGCAGCCCAUGGGACCUCUAAUGACCCCUAAGAAUAAAACAAACUUAAAAACA
Messenger RNA from Notolabrus celidotus (New Zealand spotty), 3006 nucleotides. RefSeq names its product chromatin licensing and DNA replication factor 1 (gene cdt1). Gene Ontology annotation, biological process: mitotic cell cycle; regulation of DNA-templated DNA replication initiation; DNA replication checkpoint signaling. NCBI's taxonomy places the organism in Eukaryota, Metazoa, Chordata, Actinopteri, Labriformes, Labridae. Gene Ontology annotation, molecular function: DNA polymerase binding; DNA binding. Bases 143 to 2176 code for a protein of 677 amino acids. The record is from RefSeq and is a predicted model, not a curated record. The transcript has 10 exons. Gene Ontology annotation, cellular component: nucleus.